Molecule: messenger RNA, 1227 nt
Organism: Eupeodes corollae
Lineage: Eukaryota; Metazoa; Arthropoda; Insecta; Diptera; Syrphidae
Exons: 3
Coding region: 1-1227 (408 amino acids)
Biological process (GO): DNA integration
Molecular function (GO): nucleic acid binding
Source: RefSeq, a predicted model, not a curated record
AUGACGAUACAACGUCUUCAAAGAUGGGCACUCAUUCUUAUGGGAUACACGUAUACCAUACGUUAUCGUCCUACAAAACAACACGGUAAUGCCGACUGCCUAUCUCGUUUACCAACUGGACCAGACGACACAUUUGAUAGUGGAAGUCCUAGAGUAGUUAUACCCAAACAGCUACAACCGAAGGUUUUGUCGAUUCUCCAUCAAGAACACUGGGGACUCACCCGAAUGAAGCAGAUAUCUCGACGUUAUUGCUGGUGGCCCAGCAUUGAUGACGACAUCACCAAAACCGUUUCCAGGUGCGUUGCAUGUCAAAAUAAUGCAAGUACUUUCUCCCGAGAGUACACCAGCUGGCCGACAACUGAAGAAGUGUGGGAACUAAUACACAUCGAUUUCGCUGGACCUUUUCAGAAGCAGAUGUGGUUAAUUGUAGUCGAUUCUAAAUCAAAGUUCCCAUUCGUCGUCCGAAUGGCAUCAACCACGUCGGAAGCAACAAUUCAAGCGUUGCGAUCAAUUUUCGCUUUAGAAGGACUUCCCAAAACUCUGGUGUCUGAUAAUGGCACCCAGUUCACUUCGAAUGAGUUCCAGCUUUUCUGUCGAAAUAACUCAAUUAAGCACGUAACUUCAGCGCCAUUUAACCCAGAAUCCAAUGGAGCUGCUGAGAGGAUGGUGCGAACAUUUAAGACAGCUCUUAGAAAAAUUUUAUUGGAUACACCUCGGUGGGACGAAGCUCUCCUUGUUUUUCUCUCUACGUAUCGUUCUACACCAGAUGAUUCUGGAAUUUCACCGGCAGAAAAACUCCAUGGAAGACAACAUCGCACUAUACUCUCUACAAUGGUCCCAGAAGCAAGCAAAGCAAACACGAAAUUCAAAACGAAAUUUAGUAUUGGUCAACCGGUUUUCGUACGACAAUAUCAACGAAAAGAGAAAUGGAUUGCUGCAGUUGUAGACAAGACCUUAGGAAGAAGAAUGUACUGUGUAAGAGCUAGCACAGACGUUGGUCAGGCAGCAUCAAACGAUGAUAAACCAGACUCAAAUGACGUUGGCGAUAUGAUGCAUUCCAGUUCACUUCAAGCCAACGCCAAUCUUGAGCAAUCUCAAACAAGUUCGAAUCCAAGUCGAAGAAUACAUCCUAGAAACACUCUAGAAAAUCAGCAAGCUUCAGGUACUCCACCGCAGCUUAGACGAUCUGAGCGGCCUCGCAAACAGGUUGCAUUUUAUCCAAAUUAA